GCGUUUCAAUGCGUUUUAUAAAGAAAGUAGACCAAACACGCAUUUUAUGACACAACACACAAAGAAUGAUGUUCCAGAAAUAGUAUGGCACUGAAUCUCAGGAUCCUCUCGCCUAGAUCAUCAAGGAGAUAGAAGAUGAAAACAUUAUAUUUAACCAGAGACGAGCUAGCUCUUAUAAUCCUAUACUUGAACAAAGCUGAGGCUAGAGAUAAGAUAUGCAGAGCUAUACAGUACGGUUCCAAAUUCUUGAGCGGUGGAAAACCUGGUACUGCUCAAAAUGUCUACAGAAACACCAGUUUGGCUAGAAAAGUGUUCCGUCUUUUCAAGUUUCUCAAUGAUUUUCAAUUGCUUAUUAGCCCUGUGCAUAGAAGGACUCCUCUUCCUCUUGUCUUGCUCGGAAAGUGCAAGAAUGCUCUCUUGUGUACCUACUUCUUUCUUGAUCAAUUCGUCUGGCUUGGUAGAUCCGGCAUAUAUAAGAACAAAAUAUUAACGGAGUUGAUUAGCGGUUUCUCAAUUUUCUGCUGGCUUGGAUCAUCUAUCUGUAUUGUAAUAAUUGAGAUUUGUGAGCUUGUAAGGCUCUCUUCAUCUAUGAAGAAGAUGGACAAGGAACUCAAAGAUGAUGAAAAGAAGAAUCAUGAUGAGUUGCAUCGUGCUAAGCUUCAGAAAACAAAAGACAGAAUAGUAGCUUUGAUUAAAUCAAGCAUGGACAUUGUUGUAGCCAUUGGUCUGCUUCGUUUAGCUCCAUGGAUAAUUGGUCAUCGUGUCACUGGCUUUUUGGGGCUUAUCACCUCACUUAUCUCUUGUUAUCAGUUGCUUCCAGUGCGUCCCAAGUUAAAGACAGCUUGAAGCAAGAAGAAGCUUCUUCUCUAGACCUUCAGAAUAAUUGUUUCACGUAAUCUUAAGAGUCUAUGUUGCUCCUAUGCUGUAAUAAUGAUAACUUAUACUCUGAACAAGACUCUGUUUCUACAUAGCUGAAAGGAUUCUAUGUUCAAGUUCAA
Raphanus sativus (radish) is the source of this 998-nucleotide messenger RNA. RefSeq names its product peroxisomal membrane protein 11E-like. Lineage: Eukaryota; Viridiplantae; Streptophyta; Magnoliopsida; Brassicales; Brassicaceae. The record is from RefSeq and is a predicted model, not a curated record. Gene Ontology annotation, cellular component: peroxisomal membrane. Gene Ontology annotation, biological process: regulation of peroxisome size; peroxisome fission. The transcript is spliced from 8 exons. The coding region runs from base 136 to 846 and encodes 236 amino acids.